Molecule: messenger RNA, 538 nt
Organism: Xenopus tropicalis (tropical clawed frog)
Lineage: Eukaryota; Metazoa; Chordata; Amphibia; Anura; Pipidae
Gene: rps11
Product: ribosomal protein S11
Exons: 5
Coding region: 23-499 (158 amino acids)
Biological process (GO): translation
Cellular component (GO): ribosome
Molecular function (GO): structural constituent of ribosome
Source: RefSeq, marked provisional
CUUUCCCAUCCAGCAGGCAAAGAUGGCGGAUAUUCAGACCGAGAGAGCCUAUCAGAAGCAGCCGACCAUCUUCCAGAACAAGAAGCGGGUGCUGCAGGGUGAGACCGGCAAGGAGAAGCUCCCACGGUACUACAGGAACGUCGGCCUGGGGUUCAAGACCCCCAGAGAGGCAAUUGAUGGCACCUACAUUGACAAGAAAUGUCCCUUUACUGGCAACGUGUCGAUUCGUGGGCGUAUCCUUUCAGGAGUGGUGACAAAGAUGAAGAUGCAGAGGACAAUAGUGAUCCGCAGAGAUUACCUGCAUUACAUUCGCAAGUACAACCGGUUUGAGAAGCGCCACAAGAACAUGUCUGUGCACCUCUCCCCCUGCUUCAGGGAUGUUCAGAUCGGAGACAUUGUCACAGUCGGAGAAUGUCGUCCCCUUAGUAAAACUGUCCGCUUCAAUGUCCUGAAGGUGACCAAAGCGGCCGGAACCAAGAAACAGUUCCAGAAGUUCUAAGGUUCCUUCCUGUCUGUUCCAAUAAAGCUUCUAAGAGUU